Molecule: messenger RNA, 801 nt
Organism: Phaeoacremonium minimum UCRPA7
Lineage: Eukaryota; Fungi; Ascomycota; Sordariomycetes; Togniniales; Togniniaceae
Product: putative protein mlo3-like protein
Exons: 6
Coding region: 1-801 (266 amino acids)
Biological process (GO): mRNA export from nucleus
Cellular component (GO): nucleus
Molecular function (GO): mRNA binding
Source: RefSeq, a predicted model, not a curated record
AUGUCUGGAAAGCUUGACCAGUCUCUUGACGAGAUCCUCUCUACCCAGCGACGCUCCGCUCCCCGCGGUCGUCGCACCACCCGUCGCGCCUCUGGCAAGCCUGCCACCACCGCGCCUGUCGGAGGAGUUCAGAAGACUUCAAAGCCUGCGCGCGGCAAUGCGACCAAGCCUGCCCCAGCCAAGGCUGGCAAGGCAACUGGCGAGAGCAAGGUCAUUGUGAGCAACUUGCCCAAGGACGUGUCCGAAGGCCAAAUUAAGCACUUUGAGGGCACGAGGGGGAUUGUUACCAUUCUCAGGGGAUCUGACUACUUCCAACAGGCUGUCGGUCAAGUCAAGAGGGUCGAACUCUCAUACGGCCCUGGUGGCGUUAGCAAGGGUACUGCCAGCGUCAUCUUCCACCAUGCGAACGGCGCUAGCCUCGCCUUCCAGAAGCUGAACGGUCUGCUCAUCGACAACCGACCCGUGAAGGUUGAGAUUGUUGUCGCCAACGCCGACCUGCUGCCCGCCCCAAAGACCUUGAGUCAGCGCAUCACUCAACCCAAGGCUCAGCCCAAGUCCGCCGCUGCUGACAAGCACACUGGUGGAAACACCAAAGCUGCCCCUGCUGGCAAGGGCCCCAACAAGAAGCAGCGCAAGCCUCGCAGCGCCCGACCGGCUAAGAAGACCGCAGAGGAAUUGGACUCUGAGAUGGCCGAUUACUUCGUGGCUGGCAAUGCCAAUGGCGAGAAUGCCAACGGUGCUGCUCCGGCUGCUGCCGCGGCCGCCAAUGGUGAUGCGCCGAUGGAGGACGAGAUCAUGUAA